AUGCAUAUAGCGAAAGAGAGAGACAGGAGGAAAAAUUCCAGGCGUUCAGACAAGGUGUCAGCUUCCAAGGUCCUACAGGAGACCUGCAACUACAUUAGAAGCUUACACAGAGAGGUGGAUGACCUAAGCGAACGACUGUCCAGGUUACUGGCUACAGUCGAUGCUGAUAGUCCUGAGGCUGCAAUAAUCAGGAGUUUAAUUAUGUAAUGAACCCUUGUAUUUUUCUUAUCGUACUUCUUCCUAGGGUUUGGUCACUUAACCAAACAAGGUUCAGAAUUAAGUUCUAAGGUAUUCUGGGUACUAUGAUUGAGACAUAUAAUAAAAGGGUUUGCACUUGCUAAGGCUUUUAUAUAAA
Vitis riparia (riverbank grape) is the source of this 355-nucleotide messenger RNA. Its product is annotated as transcription factor PRE5-like. The record is from RefSeq and is a predicted model, not a curated record. The transcript has 3 exons. The coding region runs from base 1 to 207 and encodes 68 amino acids. Gene Ontology annotation, biological process: regulation of growth; regulation of DNA-templated transcription. Gene Ontology annotation, molecular function: protein dimerization activity. Lineage: Eukaryota; Viridiplantae; Streptophyta; Magnoliopsida; Vitales; Vitaceae.